UCCUUCUUAAUAUAUAUACUACAUCGUAUAUGAUAUAUUUAUUAUUCAAUAAAUGAAAAAAAAAUAUUAUUCAAUAAAUAAUAACACUAUCAUAGUAGUAUACUAAUAUACUAUACUCCGCUAAUAUAGAAAUAACGAGGGAUUGAAUUCAAAAUGUUUGACAAAAAUCUGAGAUAAAUAGACUAUAACCCCUUCUCCGGCUCCUCCCUCCAUCAAUUUUGCAGUUAACGGCAGUUUUUCAUUCAAAUUCAAAUAGUGAAACAUGUCAAAAGAGCAACAAGUAUCCUCCUUUCAAAAUAAUCAAAACCAGGGUAAAGAGCAUUCUGAUUCUGAGGGAUCAUCACCUCUCACUGUUACUUCCCGGGUUUUGUGUAUGUUGGGAGACAUCACUGCUGGACCUGCUAUUAUGUUCACACAAUGGCUUCAAUCAGUUCGUAAACGAACUUCCAGUCAUCGCUCCUCUGGAUUUCCUCGCUCUUCUUCCACUCUCCCCUUUUGUCUUAGAGAAUCUGCAGAGGAUGCAAAAAUUGAUCAGCUUCCCGAGCAAACUGAAAUUAGUUUGUGGGACAGGCUUGGUAAAGCUGAAAUGUUGGACAUUGAAUCAAGUUCAUUUUCUUGGGACAUGCUCUCUUCACUUCACCACACUGAGCACGCCAUCAGCAAUGAACAUUCUGAGGAUGAAAUGAAUAGAGCUCUUGAGGUAACUGUAAAUUCUGGAGGGGUUGUCUUCUUUGCCAUUUUCAAUGUUCAGGGAAGUGAUGAUGCUUCUCCAAAAGAAGCAGCAGCUGUCAUAAAGAUAUCGUCAUCAAGAAUGGCUACACAGUCUGAACGCCUUGGAUAUGAAUUUGCGAAGCGGUUGGGAGUCCAAACUCCACAGGCUAGAGUCAUUCACAAUACCAGUUUGGAAUGGCUCCAAAUAAAGAAAGCUGCAGAAAAAGCAAGGGACUCAGCAAGUUCUGAGAGUGAUAUAAUCGGUGAAACGACAUGUUCCGAACUUUUGGAAGCACUUGAGCUUAGUCGGUGCCUCUUGUUUUUGAGUUAUGUACACGGUUCACCUUUGCUUGAAAGCUCUAGCGCAUUUGAAUCACAGGAUUCUGCAGAAAGAAUAUCAGCAGCUCUUGGCAGGGUAAUGAUGUUAGAUCUUGUUAUCAGAAAUGAAGACAGGCUUCCAUGCCGUCAACUUAGGUGGCGUGGGAACCCUGCAAAUUUGUUAUUGGCCGAAAAGACAAUCUCUUCAAAUUUAGAUAAAAUAGGAGAUGCCUUUGAUUUUGCAAUGAACCGAUAUGGGUCCGGGGUGAUUGGGACGCUUCAGAAAGAGAGGUCAAUUUUAGUAGAUAGCAGAUUGAGUUCUCAUAAUUAUGGAAUAAGAUCAAAAAGCUCUCAUCUUACACAGAUAAGAGAAUCAUCUGAUGACAUUUGCCUUAAAAGUCAAACAUCAGGAGAUUCAAUGUUUACUGGCUCCAACAUUGUGGCUAUUGACUCUGGUGUUCCUCGUCGACCCCCAACUGGAAAACGUGCAGACGAUCAGGUCAAUUAUCCUAAGUUGGUUGAGUUAGUACUAAAUAGCUCUAAGUUUUCCUCUAACCUCUUACAUGAUAUAACUGGAGGGAAGUUAGGAAGUGCUGAUAUACAAGGAAGUGACAUAACAUCAAUAGUUCGUGAGUUCCGCAGUGGUUUUCGUGCUGCUCUCAUGGAUCUGCAAGGAUUUCAUGUAUUCCUACAUUCAUUGCACAAAAAACUUGAUGACUUGUUGCGAUCAUUUAAUAGUACUAUAAGCAAAAUAUCAUCGGGGGAGUCUGAAAAAGAAGAUUCACCUUCACCUGCUACUGGUAGUUGUCACUCUCCAACAAGUAAGGAGAAGUUUUCUAAUGAUAGCCAUCGAGAUUCUUGUGAUUCAGAUUCACAGAGAUCUGUUCCAAGGGCAUCACCAUCUUCAGGCAAUAGAGAUUUUUGUGACUCUGCUUCUCCUAUGUCAAGAGAAGGUUGUCAUGGAAAAUCCUCUAAAGGAAGUGUGGAGCCUUUGCUUGGUUCCCGCUUUACAGCUAAGCUCCGCGACUUUCAUAAAUUUGCCAAGGUUGAUGCAGAAUCUUAUAAAGAAUUGGAACAUUGGAAUGAAAUGCUUAAAAAUGAUGCUAUCAACUUAUGCCAGGAGAAUAAUUUCAAUUCAGGAUUUUUUGAGGGUAGUGAUAGCAACACCGUUGUUGAUGCAUAUGAAUUGAAGGUCAGACUUGAGCAUAUCCUUGAAAGGAUUGCAUUGAUAUCUGAGGUUGAAAACACAGAGAGACCAUCCGCUGUUACAAAUAAUUUGUUCAUUGGUGGAGCACAAUGUGCUCGAUCUGUACACACAAUGCAACACUUGGGAAUCACUCAUAUUUUGUGUUUAUGUGCUAACGAAAUUGGACAAUCAGAUUCUCAAUUUCCUGAUCUAUUUACUUACAAAAACUUCUCUGUAUGUGACACUGAGAAUUCCGACAUCAGCAUCCUAUUUGAUGAAGCUUGUGAUUUUAUAGAAGAUGUUGAGAGAGCAGGUCAGAGAGUUUUAGUUCAUUGCUUUGAAGGGAGAAGCAGAAGUGUCACUGUACUCCUUGCUUACUUGAUGCUCAGAAAGAAUUUCACAUUAUCAGUAGCAUGGAAUACUAUGAGAAAAGCUCACAGCCGAGCGCAGCCUAAUGAUGGUUUUGCAAAGAUCUUACAAGGACUUGAUAAAAAACUGCAUGGGAAGGUUUCAAUGGAGUGGCAGCGGCGGAAACCAACGAUGAAAACUUGUCCUAUAUGUGGCAAGAAUGCUGGACUGAGCAGCGGCUCGCUUAAGAUCCAUCUUCAGAAGUCACAUAAAAGGCUAUCAUCAGGGAGUGUUGAUAGUGCCAUGACAAUGGAAAUCCAAAAGGCAUUAACCAAUUUGAAUAUUAGCCGUGGUGGGAGAGUCAGCCCCACUCAAAGGCAAUCUCAUUCAAUGACAGAUUAAUAUAUUUCUCUUGCAACAAAAGGUCAUUGAAGAUUUACUUUUUCAGUCUCUUGGAUUUUUCAUUGGGGUUAAAACUUUGGCAACGUAGCAUAUGAAAUCUUUUAGUUUUUUUCUUGCAGUAUGGUUACUUACCUGCAGUUAAACUCAA
Molecule: messenger RNA, 3113 nt
Organism: Medicago truncatula (barrel medic)
Lineage: Eukaryota; Viridiplantae; Streptophyta; Magnoliopsida; Fabales; Fabaceae
Product: dual specificity protein phosphatase PHS1
Exons: 11
Coding region: 263-2965 (900 amino acids)
Biological process (GO): protein dephosphorylation; response to abscisic acid; cortical microtubule organization
Molecular function (GO): phosphoprotein phosphatase activity
Source: RefSeq, a predicted model, not a curated record